Drosophila navojoa is the source of this 1299-nucleotide messenger RNA. RefSeq lists its product as uncharacterized. Lineage: Eukaryota; Metazoa; Arthropoda; Insecta; Diptera; Drosophilidae. The record is from RefSeq and is a predicted model, not a curated record.
UACAUAUGUACAUACAUAUACACACACACACUCACAUGCUUCCACGAACGUCUGUUGAUUGAUGGACAGUUUACCUAGACGCACACAGAAAUAAACGCAAAAGCAAAGUAACGCACACAUGCACACAAACAUGCUGACACACAGACACGAAACUAAUCAAUCAAUCAAUCGACAACAAGCAGCGCUCACAGAGUCACACAUCCACCGUCAUCGUCGUCGUCAGUCUGUGAUUGGUGUUGCCACGAGUAGGUUGUCCAAGUAUGUGCAUUUUGUACAUUUAUUUAAUACGCAUUUAAUGAGCUAAACAUUUGCGCAAAACCUGUAACUCUGUUAACAUACAGAGCUCUGUUAACGCACAUAUAACGCGAAGUUGGCUGCACACAAUGUCAGGGUUGCUAGAUCGUUUUAUUGCUAAUAAGCGACAGUUCUGGCGCGAGUUUUUGAAACUGUAUCAAGAUAUGCCAGAACUGUGGGACGUUCAUCAUCCGGAUUAUAGGAACAAGGAAUUAAGGAACGGAUCAUACGAUAUUUUACACAAUAAAUUAAGAGAGAUUCAACCGACUGCAACAAAAAGCGAUGUCGGACGUCGCAUAAACAUUUUUCGCACAAACUAUAGACGCGAGCAAAUGCGAAUUUGGAAGCAACAAGAGCUGGGACUGCAUCCGGACUUGUGCAAGCCCACACUAUGGUUCUAUGACAAUAUGAGCUUUCUGCUGACGCAAGAGUCCUUUCAGCGUAGAGCACGCAAGAUGCGUUGCAAGCCCUAUAAUAAACCUCAACCAGCGUUAGACUUAAAAUAUAAUUACAUGAUGGAUCCAUUGGACACUGGUGCGAUGAAUUCUUUACCCAAGUUACCCACCAAUGCAUCCUCUGAACCUCCUCCAACCGAGUUCAAUGAGAGCUUGCUGCUCAGCCCGAAGAUUGAAAUAUUUGAAAAUGAUUUGGAUACCAUUCAGGCCGAGACUAUGGAAUCGAAUGAUGUUGGCAAAGUGGAUAAUGUCGAGACAAGCGCUUCAGAUCUUAACGAGCCAUCAUGCUCCACAUCAACCACAUUGACUGUUUUAAAGGGUUCUACAUCGCAGAAGUCAAACAUUUCGUUAAGCGAAUCCUCCGAGACAUUGGCCAAAUCUUGGGCCAUCCAAUACGAAGAGAUGGCCCCCACCCAGCGCAUCCUAGCGCGCAAGGCAAUCGCCGAUAUACUAUUCGAGGGCUGUAUGGGCAAUCUGCGUAUCAAUCGCAACGAGCGCUCUACUGUGGAUAACUACUUGUGAACAUGGAUAGGGCUAGACAUACUGUUAG